This is a messenger RNA of Priceomyces carsonii, 996 nucleotides long. It is a transcript of the gene CKA1, whose product is annotated as casein kinase 2 catalytic subunit. Bases 1 to 996 code for a protein of 331 amino acids. Gene Ontology annotation, molecular function: protein serine/threonine kinase activity; ATP binding. Lineage: Eukaryota; Fungi; Ascomycota; Pichiomycetes; Serinales; Debaryomycetaceae. Gene Ontology annotation, biological process: regulation of transcription by RNA polymerase III; DNA damage response; peptidyl-serine phosphorylation. The record is from RefSeq and is a predicted model, not a curated record. The transcript has a single exon. Gene Ontology annotation, cellular component: cytosol; protein kinase CK2 complex; nucleus.
AUGACGUCCUAUCACUCCGUUUCAUCUAUAUCCAAAGUCUAUGCAAAUGUGUUGGCGUCUAAACCUCAAUCCUAUUGGGAUUAUGAUAAUCUAAACAUCAAGUGGAAUUCUCAAGAUAAAUAUGAAAUUAUUAAAAAGUUGGGAAGAGGUAAAUACUCCGAAGUGUUCUUGGGGAUUGAUUUAAGCACUGAUGAAAAGUGUGUCAUAAAAGUGUUGAAACCUGUAAAAAGGAAAAAGAUCAAACGAGAAGUAUCUAUAUUAAAGAAUCUUAAAGAAGGGCCUAAUAUUAUCACAUUAUUGGACGUAGUUCGUGAACCACAGCUGAAAACUCCAGGUUUCAUUUUUGAAAAUGUCGAUAAUAUUGAUUUUAGAAGUUUGUAUCAUAUAUUCACUGACUUUGAUAUCAGGUACUACAUGUAUGAGCUAUUAAAGGCCUUAGAUUACUCACAUUCAAUGGGGAUAAUGCACAGAGAUGUUAAACCUCAUAAUGUUAUGAUUGACCAUGAAAAGAGAUUACUAAGGCUAAUCGACUGGGGUUUAGCUGAAUACUACCAUCCUGGCACUGAAUAUAAUGUUAGAGUAGCAUCUAGAUUUUUUAAGGGACCAGAGUUAUUAGUGGACUUUAGGCUUUAUGAUUAUUCCUUGGACCUUUGGUCUUACGGAUGUAUGUUAGCAUCUAUGGUUUUUAAGAAAGAGCCAUUUUUUCAUGGAAAAUCUAAUACAGACCAGUUAGUUCAAAUAGUAAGGGUUUUGGGUUCUGACGAUUUGCAUAAAUACUUACAGAAAUAUGAAUUGUCUUUAAGCGACGAAUACGAAGAUUUGGGCUAUUACAAUAGACGACCCUGGAAAAGAUUCAUCAAUGAACAAAAUCAACACCUAAUAUCUGACGAACUUUUAGAUUUUCUCGAUAACUUAUUAAGAUAUGAUCACCAAGAGCGGUUGACUGCGAAGGAGGCGAUGGCUCAUCCUUAUUUUGACCCUAUAAGGAAAACUUAA